This is a messenger RNA of Canariomyces notabilis, 2178 nucleotides long. RefSeq lists its product as uncharacterized. NCBI's taxonomy places the organism in Eukaryota, Fungi, Ascomycota, Sordariomycetes, Sordariales, Chaetomiaceae. The transcript is spliced from 2 exons. Gene Ontology annotation, cellular component: lipid droplet. Bases 1 to 2178 code for a protein of 725 amino acids. The record is from RefSeq and is a predicted model, not a curated record.
AUGGCGGCAUCUCGUCGCGGGCACCCGGCCCUUUCCGUACGGUUCCCACAGCUCACCGCCUCAGGACUUUUGCCCGACCUGCCCCUCAUAUCCGCCCUCUUCCUCAUAGAUUUUGACGUCAAGGCCGGUUACACAAUUGUCUGGAAACGCGCCGUACCAGGUCUCGACCUCGAAGGCACCGUCGAAUACAAGAGCUUGCCCUCGGGUCUGCACACGGUGCCCGACGACCUUAUAUACUUUGUCCAUGAUGGCGGCCAUGCCGGCCUCAGCGCCUUCGUCAACACGCCCACCGACGAGGAAGAAACCCGCCACGCGCGCAUGAUCGCUGUCGGCAUCCUCGUGCCUCUGAGCUAUGGCCGGCUCGGGAGAGCCUGGCGUCACGCCGAGGCAUUGAAGGCAAUUGCCGCCGAAUUGGCUGCGGAUCGGAAACGAACGCAGCUUUUGGAGGAGUACUGGGAGAAGAACGGCGCUCGCGAGACAUCGGUGCUCCAGCCAUUGAAGGAUACUCCGCUGGCUUCACCUGUCCUCAGCGUCAAAACGAGCCGUCCCGGACUGGGCAAAGGCCAUGCAAGGAGUCGGUCUGCCUCAGACGGCGCCGCCUUGAUCCCCCCCGGCCAUACGCUGUCUCCGUUUCACCCGGCCUGGAGCCUCACCUCGCUAUUGGACACGUUUGGUCCCUUGAUCUUUCCCAUUCACCGCGCCGCUCUGCUGCGCAAGCGCAUCUUGAUUUCUUGUCACGCGCCAGUGCACGAGAUUUGCAACUUUGUCUACGAUAUCUCCGUCUUGUCAAACAUCCCUUCAUCCGUCUGCGACGUAAUAGACCCCUCUGCUCCGGUCCAGCGCCUGCGGCCACUCUUCACCAUCGGCGUGCACGACAUAUCCUAUCUACUAGAGCAUCAAGCCGCGCUAAAGCGGGCCAGCCAGGCGGACAAUCACGACGAUCCAAUCAACCUCGACGACGCCAGCUCGGGAUGGGUGGCAUGCACCACCGACAGCAUCCUCGCCAUGAAGGACGGCCUCUGGGAUAUGUUGAUCACCAUGCCCCCAGCCUACUCCUCCAACGCCAAGCAACGUGUCUGGCCAACCGUAGAAUGCCCAAAGGGCGUCCCGGUCAAAGCAACGCAGCGCGACCUCCGCCGCUUUCGCUCCCUCACCAUUGGUCUCAGCCGGCUGGCCGCGGCAACAUCAGCCUCGGUCCAUCCCCACCCCAACCCUACAUCCGACACGCGGAGCCUGCGCUCGGAAACGAGCGACGCCGUUUCUACUCCCGCAACCCCAGCCAUCCGCCUGUCCUCGUCCUCCCGACCGGGAACGGCUACCCAGGACCCGCACCGCCACCAUGCAACAAGAAGCCUGUCAAUAGCCGGUCCAGGCGCCUCGGCCGACUACGCCGAGACGGAGGCCAUCGUCGAACCCACCACCUGGGCUGCGCUCGCGUACAACGGCUUUAUGUGGUGGGCCUCGGCGGGCGAGAAACGUCACGGUGACGAGGUUGACGAGCACAGCCAUGACGCCGCGCUUCUGGCCGGGUUGGCGCCGCUGUCACCUGUCAUGGCACCCGCUGUUGCUGGGGGUCAGAAAAAGACCAGUUUUGGCGACAGCGGCGCGGAGAGCGGUAGCUUACCCCAUGACAGUCGCGGUGAGGGAAUGGUGGAUUCGUGGGGCCAGCUUACCCCUGGGCAGCGGCGGUUGGGAGGUGGCGAUGCUACGGAAGGGGAAGGGGACGAUGGGGAGGGCGAAGAAGAGGACGAGCGAGGGGAUGAUGAAUGCCAGGCUCGACUUGAGCUGGCGGUGGUAGCGUACUUCCACCGUUUGACCACCAAUGUGUUAUCCGUCCUGGCGGAUAUUGUCGACUCGGCGGAUGACGAUGAUCUGUUGGAUCUGGCACCGGGACUGGGGAUAGGCGGGGAGUUUGAUGGCGAGGGGGCUGGAGCCCGCUCAGUUUCUCGUGCUUCGCUGAGCGAAGAGGAAGGCAGCAGCGAAGAGGCAAGGCUACUGGAUACUGGGAACAGUAGGGGGUGGGUGAGGGUCGAUAGUGAUGCCCUUGCCCAAAUGGGGCUGGAUGUGUGGAGCCAGGCCGAUGCCGACUUUGUGCGCGAGGUUACGGCCAGGUAUUUCUCCCGCCGGGCGUAUGUUGAGACCAAGGGGGUUGAGAUAUGCGGCGUGAAGAUAUGCUAA